UUGGAGGUCCUGGUGUUACGGGGACCUGGUGUCAGGAGGACCUGGUGUUAGGGGGAACAAUUUGAAGGUCCUGACGUUAGGGGGACCUUGUGUCCGAAGGACGUGGUUUUAGGGGGGCCUGGUGCUGUGUGGAUCCAGAUGAAGGUGUUAGGAGGACCUGGUUUGUUAGGGGGAACAAUUUGAAGGUCCUGAUGUUAGGGUGACCUUGUGACAGGAGGAUCUGGUGUUAGGGGGAACAAUUUGAAGGUGCUGAUGUUAGGGGUACCUUGUGUCAGGAGGAUCUGGUUUUAGAGGGACCUGGUGCUGUGUGGACCCAGAUGAAGGUCUUGGUGUUAGGGGGACCUGGUGUAAGGGGGACCAGGACCACCAGCUCCCCCUGACACCAGCCCCGCCUGACACCAGCUCCCCCUGACACCAGCUCCUCCUGACACCUGCUUCUCCUAAUACCAGGUUCUCCUGACACCAGCUACCCCUAACACCAGGUCGUCCACAUGACACCAGAUCUUUCUGACACUAGCUCCCCCUGACACCUGCUCCCCCUGACACCAGCUCCUCCUGACACCAGGUCCCCCUGACACCAAGUCCCCCUGACACCAGGUCCCCCUGACUACAGCUCCCCGACACCAGGUCCUCCUGACACCAGGACCUCCUCACACCAGGUCCCCCUCACACCAGCUCCCCCUGACACCAGCUCCCCCUGACACCAGGUCCUUCUGACACCAGCUCACCCUGACACCAGGUCCUCCUGACACCAGCUUCCCCUGACACCAGGUCCCCCUGACACCAGCUCCCCCUGACACCAGGUCCCCCUGACACCAGGUCCUCCUGACAUCAGGUCCUCCUGACACCAGUUCCCCCUGACACCAGGUCUUCCUGACACCAGCUCCCCCCUGACACCAGCUCCCCCUAACAUCAGGACCUUCAACUGGGUCCCUCUGACACUAGCUCCCCCUAACACCAGAUCGUCCACGUGACACCAGGUCCUUCUGACAUUAGCUCCUCCUGACUACAGCUCCCCCUGACACCAGGUCAUCCUGACACCAGGUCCCCCUGACACCAGGUCCUCCUGACACCAGGUCUCCCUGACUACAGCUCCCUAACACCAGCUCCCCCUGACACCAGGUCCUCCUGACACCAGCUCCUCCUGACACCAGGUCCCCCUGACACCAGGUGCCCCUGACACCAGGUCCUCCUGACACCAGCUCUCCCUGACACCAGGUCCUCCUGACACCAGCUCCCCCUGACAUCAGGUCCUCCUGACACCACCUCCCCCUGACACCAGGUCCUCCUGACACCAGCUCCCCCUGACACCAGCUCCCCCUGACACCAGCUCCCCCUGACACCAGGUCCUCCUGACACCACCUCCCCCUGACACCAGGUCCUCCUGACACCACCUCCCCCUGACACCAGGUCCUCCUGACACCAGCUCCCCCUGACUCCAGGUCCUCCUGACACCAGGUCCCCCUGACACUAGGACCUCCUGACACCACCUCCCCCUGACACCAAGUCCUCCUGACACCACCUCCCCCUGACACCAGCUCCCCCUAACACCAGCUCCACCUGACACCAGGUCCCUCUCACACCAGGUCCUCCUGACACCAGGUCCCUCUCACACCAGGUCCUCCUGACACCAGGUCUCUCUCACACCAGGUCCUCAUGACACCAGGUCUCUCUCACACCAGGUCCUCCAGAGGAACCCUUGUAGUUCUCAUCUGCUGAGGGUCUGAUCAGUUCUGGUUACUAGUAACUCAUGUCUCUGUACUUAGGAUGUUGUGUGUUUAGUGUGUUAUUCUCUGUAAAGUGUUCUAAUGGAUUCUAUUAUCUGACUCUACUGUGUUUGUCCUCAGAGUGUCCAAACUGUCAGUUUGUCUUCAGUCUGUCCAAAGGAGGCUGUCUUCACUUUACCUGCAGUCAGUGUCAGCAUCAGUUCUGUGGAGGCUGCAGUCAGCCCUUCAGUCCUGGAUCUGCAUGCAGGUUCUCUGCUGACUGUGGAACCAAAGGACUUCACGCCCAUCACCCCAGAGACUGUCUGUACCACCUGAGAGACUGGAGCGUGCCCCGCCUACACCUGCUGCUACAGUAUUACAGAGUGUCUCCCACCUGGUUGGAACCAGCCAAUAACAGCUCUGCUGGCAGCAGUCAGACAGGACUGUGUUUGGUUUUGGAGCUCAGAGACGACGGCGGCAGGCGGGAGGAGCCGUGCGGACGACUGGCGCUACCUGAGUACAGAGGAUACUGCCAGAUGCAUUAUAAGGAGCGUUUGGUGGAGCUGAUCAACCGUUGCUGUGCCGACCCAGCGGUCCUCUUCAGCCCGGCAGAGAUGAUGGCGGAGCUGCAGCGCUGGAACGUCGCCACGCCGACCAGGAAACCAGAGGAACCAGAGCCACUGUACACACACCGCCUCCGCCUGACUUUGACCAACAGUGUUCCUCUCAGGAAGCCGCCGAGCUUUCUACUCAAACUCAACAACGACCUCUGACCUCUGCUGCAGCUCCUGGAACUCCGCCUCCUCACCUGCUGGCUGACUCUGCCCACUCCUAACAUGUCAGCCAAUCAGAGGGUUCUGUGUCAGCGCAGUUAUCACUAACAUUAAUGUAAAUGGAGUUCUGAAGGCAAAGUGUACUUCUGGCCACGCCCCCUGUAGUGAUGUCGCACCAGGUGAAGGGUGGUCCUCAUGUGUCUCCAUCCCAGUGACUGAUUGACUCAGUAGUUGUCAUGGAAACGUAGCCAUACAAACAAAGGGACCAAAGGAAGAGCGAGCAGCCAAUCAGAGCUCAGGCCUGAAGUUCACUUUAACAACAGCAUUCUAACAAGCUAACGAUGCUAACAAGGCUCUGCUCAGUGUUUAUCCUCUUGUGUUUGUUAGUGUUAGCGCUUGUUAGCAUGUAUUAGCAUGUGUGAGCAGGACUAACACAUCAUAGUGUUAGUAUAUGUUAGCAGUGUUAGCACUUGUUAGCAUGUAUUAGCAUAUGAUAGCAGGACUAGCACCUGUUAGCCUGUGAUAGCAGUGUUGAUGCAGGUGAAUGAUGCAGGUGUGACAACUCCUCUGAACUUAACUUUUUUUCUGCACUUUAACUGUUUGAUUAAAAACAAAUGACAUCAUC
Messenger RNA from Epinephelus lanceolatus (giant grouper), 3104 nucleotides. NCBI's taxonomy places the organism in Eukaryota, Metazoa, Chordata, Actinopteri, Perciformes, Serranidae. The record is from RefSeq and is a predicted model, not a curated record.